AUGAGUCACUUCACGUUGGUCAUGUUAGGAGGUGGAGCCGUUGGGAAGUCUGCCAUCACCGUCCAGUUAGUCUCUGGUGUAUUUGUCCAAAUGUAUAACCCUACUAUAGAAGACUCAUUCAACACUACCAUCGACGUUGAUGGCGAGAUGGUGUCACUCAAUGUGGUGGACACAGCAGGACAAGAAGAAUACUCCUCACUAAGAGAUCAAUACAUGAGAAGUGGUGAUGGGUUUGUCAUUGUAUACUCGAUCAUAUCAACAACAUCAUUUUUGGAAGUGGGCGGAAUUCGAGACCAACUCUAUCGAGUACUCGAGAAAGACCCGGGCGAACACAUUUGUAUGGUGAUUUGUGGGAACAAAUGCGACAUGGAGUCGGACCGACAAGUCAAUACAGCGGAGGUGAAAAGUAUUGCCGACGAGUGGGGGUGUGGCUUCUUCGAAACUUCUGCAAAAGAGCGUAUUAAUAUAUUAGAAUCGUUUCAACAACUCGUCAGAGACGUUAAAAAGUGGAACAAGCCCCCUGAACAACCCACAGAGGGAGCUGCUAAUUCAAAAGCACCAAAGAAAAAGGGCUGCUCUCUAUUUUAA
Messenger RNA from Entamoeba invadens IP1, 588 nucleotides. RefSeq lists its product as hypothetical. Gene Ontology annotation, molecular function: GDP binding; GTPase activity; GTP binding. Gene Ontology annotation, cellular component: plasma membrane. The record is from RefSeq and is a predicted model, not a curated record. Gene Ontology annotation, biological process: Ras protein signal transduction. The coding region runs from base 1 to 588 and encodes 195 amino acids. NCBI's taxonomy places the organism in Eukaryota, Evosea, Mastigamoebida, Endamoebidae. The transcript is spliced from 2 exons.